AUGAUCGGAACAUUAUCGCCGCACGCCGCAUCGUCUGUCCUGCUGCUCAGCCAUGAGCGAGGUUUGGGCGCUGCUCCUCUCCACCACCCCACUCCGCCUCCUCCAGUCCGGCGGCCCUUCUCCGUUUCAAUCUCCACCGGCCCCUCCCCGUUUCCCUCGACACCGGCGCUGCUCCCUCUCCAUCGCCAUUCUUCCAGAGCUCCGGCGCAGCUCCUCUCCGGCAGGCACGCGUUCCAGAGAACCCUCAAGCUCAUCAACAUGCUUCGUCAUAUGUUAUGGACUAAAGCACACAUGUUGCGGGAUCACAUGCGUAGAUGUACAAAUUUCAGCACAAUGCAUACAAAACCAGCUAUAGUUGGAAUUGACUUUGGAUGCAAAAAUUCAAGAGUCGCAAUCAUUGAUUCCUUGGUACCACAAGUUCUUGAAAGUGAAAUUGGGCGUUUCACGCCAUCUUAUGUUACUUUGAAACAGCUGAAUUCAUGUGGAGCGUAUGCAUGGGCUCUGCAACACUUAGACCAUGUUGGUGGACGUGUUGCAGUUGGAGAACUUGCAAAGCUUAAAAUGUCAGUACAGCCUUCAGAUGUAGUCUUCAAUGUAAAAAAAUUGGUUGGGAAGAAAUUUGAUGACUGUGACAUCCAAAAAAUGAGGAAGAGGGUCCAUUUUAGCAUUAUUGAAGGGCCAAAAGGAGAAUCUUGGGUAGAAAUUCAUGGAAUGAAAUUUUCGCCUGUGGAAUUUACCAGUGUCAUAUUUGCAAAAUUGAAGGAUAUUGUUUUGAUGCAUCAAUUUCAUCAGAAAUUAGAAGUGGUGAUAAGUGUACCUGUUUUCUUCACUGAACAACAAAAGGAAGACAUCAGGUCAGCAGGAAAAAGAGCAGGCUUGGAUGUAUUGGAAUUGAUAGAUGAACCAAGAGCUGCUGCUCUUUCUAGCACUACAGUAAAAGAAGGUUUCGUUGUUGUUUUUGGCAUGGGUGCUGGAUCAUACAGUGUCGCAAUCUUUCAAGUGUCUGACACAAACAUUGAGAUCAAAACUCAACUUGGUGACACCUCUAUUGGUGGGGAUCAAUUUGACGAUAUACUAGUGGACCAUUUUGUUACGCAGAUUGCCAAAUUUCAUUCGGUAGACAUUCAUGGAGAUAAACAUGCCAUGGCAACUCUUGCAGAAGUUGUGGAGCAAGCUAAAGUGAAAUUAUCAAGUGAACCUGAAGUCACAGUUUCAAUCCCUUACUUCGCUGCAUCCCGUCAAGGUCCUAUUCAUCUUAACAUUACUAUUUCUCGCGCAGAGUUUGAGAAGUUAGUUAAUAACUUGAUAGAACAAAUUAAAGACAAGUGUCAGAUCGUUUUGAAAGAGGCUAGUAUUGCUGACAAUGAUAUUGGUGAAAUUGUAUUCACUGGGGGGAUGACAAGAGUUCCCAAGAUACGGGAAACUAUUUAUCAAGUCUUCGGCAAGCAUCAGACCGCAAGGGUGGACCCUGAGGAAGCUGUGGUUAUAGGUUCUGCAAUACAAGCCGCUCUCAUUGUAGAAGAACGGCAGGAGAUGAGUAAAGACAUGAUUCCACUCUCUAUCGGAAUCGAGUGUGAUGAAGGCAUUUUUGCGAGGGUCAUUCCAAGGCACACCACACUUCCGACGAAACAGACAGUUAAGAUUCCUGUAUGGUGUGAUCAAGGGAAAAGGCUGUGUAUCAGGACUUUUGUUGGUGACCAUGUAUUAGUUGAACAUAAUACACAUCUGGGAGAUGUAGAAUUAAUCAAUAAGCAAUCAUAUCAAGGUCCUGUUGAUUUUGAAUUGACCUUUGAAGUUGAUAAGGACUGUGUGGUUAAAGUAAGUGCCAGUAAUGCUGAUGAUCAGCUUGAAGUAGCUGAUGAUAUGAGGAAAGCAUUGAAGCCCUUCCCAGUAUUUGAGAAGGUUAUAGAUGAGAAGCUUAUGAGUAAACAUAGCGUCAACAAUGCUGUCAGAAAUGCUCUACUUGACUGGCGGAUGUAUGCAGAAGAAAUCAAUGCCCGUAUGAGAAACUUGGCAAGAUUUAUAAUAAAUACUCUCAGUGAUGUCCUGUCACUCAGAAAAGAUGAACUUCCGAAGGACCUUUGCGAGGAUGCAGUGAAGGCAUUGGCUGAUUUGCAAAUGGCAUUGGAUGGAGAUAUUACUGUGUUAAAAGAUAAAGUGCUCUCUGCUAAAUCAAUUGAAUUAACUCUGCUGCAGUGGAGGCCACCUUCAGAAUCUAGGGAUUAGAGAUUACUCGGAUUCUGAGAAUUAAGAUAAACGAGGCAGCAGAAACCAAUUCUAAACCAGUUAACUAUGUGAUGCUGGCUCAUUAUAUUAUGUCAUUUUUCUUAUCAAGUUUCAUGGUAUAGUAGCGCUUUGUGCGCGAGGAAAAGUUACCAUGUGAACUUUGUUGUGUGCACUAAGAUACAUCCUAGCAGUUAAAAUUGAUUUGACGCUAUGUUUUGAAGUCUUGACUAGUACUGCCAUGUUAGCCGUGGAA
Messenger RNA from Phragmites australis (common reed), 2479 nucleotides. Its product is annotated as heat shock 70 kDa protein, mitochondrial-like. The record is from RefSeq and is a predicted model, not a curated record. Gene Ontology annotation, biological process: protein refolding; cellular response to unfolded protein. Gene Ontology annotation, cellular component: cytoplasm. NCBI's taxonomy places the organism in Eukaryota, Viridiplantae, Streptophyta, Magnoliopsida, Poales, Poaceae. The transcript has 7 exons. The coding region runs from base 1 to 2226 and encodes 741 amino acids. Gene Ontology annotation, molecular function: misfolded protein binding; heat shock protein binding; ATP hydrolysis activity.